This is a messenger RNA of Anoplophora glabripennis (Asian longhorned beetle), 2508 nucleotides long. It is a transcript of the gene Plap, whose product is annotated as phospholipase A-2-activating protein. The transcript is spliced from 12 exons. Lineage: Eukaryota; Metazoa; Arthropoda; Insecta; Coleoptera; Cerambycidae. The record is from RefSeq and is a predicted model, not a curated record. The coding region runs from base 74 to 2440 and encodes 788 amino acids. Gene Ontology annotation, biological process: proteasome-mediated ubiquitin-dependent protein catabolic process; ubiquitin recycling. Gene Ontology annotation, molecular function: ubiquitin binding. Gene Ontology annotation, cellular component: nucleus; cytoplasm.
UUAUUAGAUUAAGCACCAAAUUGAAUAUAUUGUUGAGCGUUGAUCGGUGAUUUUAUAAAUAGUAAAGCCAAAAAUGUCGAAAGAAUUUAAGUUAAGUACGUGUCUUUAUGGUCAUUCGAUGGACAUAAGAUCCGUAACAGUUUCGUCAAAUAAUGAUAUCAUUAGUGGCUCAAGAGAUAGAACUGCUAAAUACUGGAAAUAUAACCCCUUACAAAAUAUAUAUUGUGAGGUAAUGACAUACAAGAAUCAUGAAAACUUUGUAGGCAGUGUUUUAUACUUGGAAGCAAACAAAGAUUUUCCUGACGGCUUGGUCAUUACUGGGGGUUAUGAUAAUGUGAUAUUUGUAUACAAACCCGGAGAACCUUUUCCUACAUAUACAUUUAAAGGAGAACAUACUAAUACAAUUUCUAGUCUUUCCAAGGGUCGAGAGGUGAAUUCAUUUUUUAGUGCAUCAUGGGACAUGACCGCAAGAUAUUGGCUUAUAAGCAAUUCUACCACUAAGUCUAUCGUUACAUUUUCUGGUCACGAAGCAGCUGUUUGGAAUGUUAAACAGUUAAGUGAUGGUCGGGUUGUGACGGCUUCUGCAGAUAAAACUAUCGGUGUGUGGGCUUCUAAUGGCCAAAGAUUAAGCACACUCAAAGGUCAUACCGAUGCAGUAAGAUGUUUAGAAGACUUUCCUGAAUUAAAUUACUUUAUAAGCGUAGCAAAUGAUGCUUCGAUAAAGGUUUGGUCUUACUUAGGAGAGAAUACGAAUACAUAUUAUGGUCAUACAAAUUAUAUUUACAGUAUCGCCAGAUGUAAAUCUCACGGAGAUAAUGCUUUUGUAACAUCAGACGAAGAUAGAACGGUACGUUUUUGGAAAAACGGUGUUAAUACUCAAACUAUCGAACUGCCGGCUCAGUCGAUAUGGACAGUGGCGUGUUUACCAAAUGGCGACAUCGUUACGGGAUCAAGUGAUGGAGUUAUAAGAAUAUUUACUCAAAACGAGGAAAGGGUGGCAGACGAAGCGACCUUGACGAAGUUCAAUGAAGAAGUUAACGCUCUGAAGAGACAAAAUUUGCAAGAAAUCGGUGGUGUAAAAGUUUCUGAUUUACCUGGUAAGGAGGCGCUAUAUGAUCCUGGCAAACGGAGUGGACAAAUGAAAAUGAUCCGUGAAGGCAAAUUAGUGAUAGCGUACACUUGGGUCGACGAUGGUGAGAACAGUCAUUGGGAAAAAGUUGGCGAGGUCAUGGGUGGUACGGAUAAGGACGAUAGUGGAAAAACUGUCUACGAGGGAAAGGCUUACGAUUUUGUAUUUUCCGUCGACGUAGAAGACGGAAAGCCACCACUGAAAUUGCCUUACAACAGAGGCGAUGAUCCCUACCAAGCCGCUCAUAAAUUCCUUUCAAAGAAUUUCUUACCUGCCGAAUAUUUAGAACAGGUGGUUGAUUUCAUUUUAAAAAAUAGCAAAGAACAGUAUGUGCCUCCUGUAAGCAACGAAUACCAAGAUCCUUUCACGGGAGGGUCACGGUACACGCCUGGGUCCAAUUCUGGAAAUCAGACGGAGCUGGGGAUGAACUUGGACCCAUUUACCGGUGGCAGUAGUUACUCGACAUCCAGGGGCACAAAUAAGCAGUUGCCAGUCAAGAAAACCUCGAGUAGCAACUUCUUUCCCUUGACGGCGUACCGUUCCUUCGAUAUGGGUGAUCCCAAUGUCAUUUUAAAUAAACUUAGAGAAUUCAACGCAAAUAGUGGAGAUGGAAACGAAUCCGUGGACGAAAAAGACCUGGAGGAAUUAAUAAAACUGUGCGUUGGGCCUCCGAGUGAUCCGAAUGUUUUCGAUGUUUUAUUUAAGUUGUUGGAUUGGCGAGAUGAUAUAGUAUUCCCAGUUCUCGAUAUCAUACGACUGGCAGUACGCCAUGAAACUAACAACGAGGUAAUAUCUUCGAUGAACAACGGCAUCAUCAUGGACAAACUUAAAGGUUACAUCGGGGAUACCUGUAAAGUAGUGAAUAACCUGAUUGUGUCUCUUAGAACUAUCAGCAAUUUAUGUUUACACGAACCAGGGGAAAGCUUAGUUUACAAUAAUCGAUUUGAUAUUUUGGAAAACAUGACGUCUUUAGGACAACUAAAUAAAAACUGCCAGAUCGCCUUGUCAACCACUCUGUUAAAUUUGACCGUUAUGACGAUCAAACGGACCGACGAGUUGGGUUUGACGAUACUCGCUCAAGUCCUUCCCGACAUUUUAACGAAAUUGUCCGAUACGGAAUCGCAGUUUAGGAUGUACGUUGCCAUAGGGACAUUAAUAAAGUCUGCGAAUUCUCACAAGUCGGAGAUAUGUGCUAAGAUCAAUGAAAAUUCAAAUUUUCUCACUACGCUGCAGUUGCAUACGUUUUCCGGUCAGAACGAUUUGGAAAAUAAAAGGAAUAACUGCGUAAAAGAAUUGCUAAAUAUACUGUAACCGAUAGGUUAAUAUUAAUUAUUAAUUUUUUGUUUUGUUUACGUUCAUGCUGUAAUAAAAUCAUAUUA